AUGUAUAGUACGUGUGCCUGCCAGAACUCGCAGUACGCCGAGCUGGGAAAGAUGAACGAGAAAAACUUGGCGCGGAGAAUCACUUCUGCUUGCUUCAUUAUACACUUCAACGACAUUGCAGAGAUUGCCAACUCGGAUGAUGACGGGGUGGCUGCUACCAACUCUUCUUCUUUUCCCAUUGAUACAUUCAGCCGAUCAGUUGGCCUCUUCCCCUUGCGAUGGACAGUCGCAGAGCUGGUAUUAUCAGUGGUGGGCAUUCCUACAAAUAUAGGAUGGCUUUGGGAAGCCUCGUUCUGGCCGGAGGGGAAGGCGUCAUGUGUCAUUCUGGACGCGGUGUUCGAAGCGGCGAACUUUGCGUCUGUUCUGAAUGUUGUCUGUGUGAGUGCGGAAGUGUACGUUCUCAUCUGCCGCCCGCACAUAGCCAAGAUCUGGGUCAACGAGAUCCACGCCAAGAUGGCGGUGGCUGCCGUGUGGUUCGUUUGCCUGGGCAGUUCUGUCGGGGUAACAUUCUGUAUUCGGCAAUAUUGGGAAGCAGACGAUGGCGACAACAUAAAGUCUGUCAGCUACGCUAACAUGUCCAGAGAUGUACACGAUGAAAGAUCCACACUCACCCUUCCAGAAAACACGGGUCCCCCCUCCACCACACCACGUACUGCUUGUCUACAGACUCUUCCUUUCUACACGGACAAGUACAACCUCCUGUCCAUCGCCGGUCUGUACGUGAGUCUGAUGGUCCUGCUGGCGGUCCUGUACGCUAGCAUGUUCACCAGGCUGAGGAACACCACCGGCAACAUGGCCAAGAAGCAAGCAGCCUUGCGGAAGAAGUGUGAGAGCAUGACGUCCAUCACGGCUGCCCCUGAUGAGGAGACAGCAGAUGGCGGUCAGCCGGACAGCGCUGCUGACCAACGGGACAGCUUCACCCCCAGCAGACCAGUCACCAUGCUAGGCGCCGUUGUGGCCAUUGUUUGCCUGUGCCGGAUGUUCUACUACGUCAUUUGCAUCUUGAACACCAUCGCUCCGACCUUGCUGAAACCGCAGCAGUUUGCAGACCUAGGCGAGUACGUCGCCAUGACGACCAGGGUAGUCUUUUAUCUGAGCGGAGUGUUAGUACCCGCGGUGUACGCCGGGAUGUCCGUACAGUUCCGGCGGGGGUUGAAGUGGACAUGUAAACGGUUGGUUCUGUGCCGCUGGCGGGAUAGGAAACGGCAGCGGGCUAAGGUUCUCAAGGGCCGGCUUCCCCCGGCUACAGCCGCCAGUAACCAAACUGUUGAUACCGCAGGGUUCAACUCAGAAGACGACAUUGACGAUUUCGAAAUGGACUAA
Messenger RNA from Branchiostoma floridae (Florida lancelet), 1323 nucleotides. RefSeq names its product neurotensin receptor type 1-like. Gene Ontology annotation, biological process: G protein-coupled receptor signaling pathway. The record is from RefSeq and is a predicted model, not a curated record. Gene Ontology annotation, cellular component: plasma membrane. Lineage: Eukaryota; Metazoa; Chordata; Leptocardii; Amphioxiformes; Branchiostomatidae. Gene Ontology annotation, molecular function: G protein-coupled receptor activity. The transcript is spliced from 4 exons. Bases 1 to 1323 code for a protein of 440 amino acids.